Molecule: messenger RNA, 2392 nt
Organism: Cicer arietinum (chickpea)
Lineage: Eukaryota; Viridiplantae; Streptophyta; Magnoliopsida; Fabales; Fabaceae
Source: RefSeq, a predicted model, not a curated record
UGUGCUAUCGUUAUUCAUUUAUUCAUAGAAAUUAGUACAUUCAAUGAUUUUCUUAAGAAGAGUGCACAACCUUCAUAUGAAACAAAGGGAGUAUUAUUUUCAAAUGGAAAUCAGGAAUCAGCUAUGCUUCCGUGUCGAAACUUUUGAAAUUAAUUCUAAUUUAUGUGGAAUUUGUGUCUCAUUCCUUAAUUAUUGUGAUCUUUGAAUUCUUGUUGAAAAAAUUAUUGUCACUAAUUAGAACUUCAAGAUUUACGACUGAUUCCUAAUGAGUUAUGAACACCUGUUGUUUCUUGAUCCAUAAUGUAAUUGUGUUUGCUUCUAUUGAAAUUGGGUGUGCUAUUCCUUGAUGUUUUCAACUCUUCUAAAUUUAAAAUAUCUGUGUAUAAGAAUGGUUGAAUAUUUUUGGCAUUUGUGGCUGUGAAUUCAAUGGGUCUUGUUUCCAGUUUGUUACAUUUCGGCUUGAAAGUUGAAUGUUUAAAUGUCAUUUUUUUGCGUUGAAGGCUUAAACUACUGGGAAUUUGGAAUGAAAUUGAAACUGUCUUUUAGAAAAUUAUUGAAAUCUAAGGUCCAUAUGCAUUAUUUAUGCUCCAUUAAUUGUUGUUUGUACUGUGCCUGCCAAGACAUAUACCAACUGAAAUCGUCUGUUUCAAACACAGAGAGGUGUAUACUGAUCUCACUUUCUCUCAGCUUGAAGAAUCAACCAGUGUUUGCCCCCAUUUAUUUUGUGGUAAAAGCACCACUUUAGGCUUUCUGAUUGGCAUGGCUGAUUUUCUGACCUCUACCCACCGAGCCAAGUGGAUCUUCUCUCCUCAACAACUGGUUGAGAAAUAUACAGCUGCUAAUCAGAGAGCCAAACAAAUCCUAGAGAAGGGUGGAGUAACUCUAAUGGAAGUAGAUGUUGACGGGUCUUUGUCAUAUCCUGAACCCCAGACGACUGCAAGCGAUAAUGCUGAAAAGCAUUCUCAGAUAAAACCUGUUAGUAUUGAAGAAGAACAAUGUAUAAAGGUUUUUUAUGAAAACAAGCUACAAGAAGUGUGUAACAAUUUGCAUUUCCCUCAUAAGAUCCAGGCAACAGCGCUCAUCUUUUUUAAAAGGUUCUAUCUGCGAUGGUCGGUGAUGGAACAUCAACCAAACAAUCUAAUGUUGACCUGCAUAUAUGCUGCUUGUAAAAUAGAAGAAAAUCUUGUAUCGGCUGAGGAGCUCGGUAAGAGGGUUUCCCAGGAUCAUGAAAUAGUUCUCUGUAAUGAGAUGAUAGUUUAUCAGGCACGGAUAGGUCACAGAUAUCAAAUUGAUCUAAGCCUGGAAUUUGAGCUUAUUGUUUAUACUCCAUAUCGCUCAGUUGAAGGUUUUAAUUAUAUGGAGGAACUUUGCAAUGCUGGUGAGGACAAGCGUCAGGUACUAGCUUUGCAAAAUACAGCAAGACUGGAAGUUGAUAAAAUGAUGCUUACAGAUGCACCACUCUUAUUUCCUCCUGGACAGUUGGCCUUGGCCGCCCUGCGUAACUCAAAUGCACUCCAUCAAGUUGUUGACUUCGAUAGUUUUCUGAGCAGAGUUUUUUCACAUCAGAAUUCCACGCAUACGAUGGCCGAGCUUCUUGAAUCAUUGGAUGCAAUUGAUUCUUUGGUUAGGAAAUACAGAAGUCCUUCAGAGAAGGAAUUGGAGCAUAUCAACGGGAAACUGAAGUCUUGUUGGGGUCUUUAGCUCUCAUGGCGAGUAAUUCCUUUACCCUUUUAGGUAGAACUGCUUAUUGGCCCUUCAUAUGACAGCCACCCCACAACGACGAGGGCCCAAAAAGAAAUUUUAAGAGAUAUUUUCUUGUUAUUAUUAGAGGGGAGAAAUCAAAUCACAAGUCCAGAAAGAGCUCUAGUUUUAUAUUCCUUUCAAUUGAGGUUCUAGAGCAUUAGUGUCUGACCAAGAAUCUUUGGAAAACUCCUGCAGCAAGCUUACAAGUGAGUCUGAUUUUGGGAAGUUUGCUGCUCUGCGUAUGUCUCUUGAUUGCCUUUGGUUCGGAUUCAAAGCUGUAGUUGUGUUCUGUGCAAAUUUGCCGAGGACUGGACUAUCAACAUUUAAGUGACUCUUGCGAAGACAAUAGUUGUUAAAAUUGGUUUAAAAAAAUUAUGAUUUAGAGUCUAUUGCAUGGUUCUGCAUUAUCCAAUAAGUUUGUGUUGUGAAUUGGUUUUGAACAAAAAAAGAGACAAAAUUGCAAUGGUUGUUGGUAUUUGAAUUCUAGAGCGACCCUUUUGUUUUUUCAAAUUCCUUUUAUCUGUUGCAACUUUUCAUUUGAGGAUUAAUUCAAUAAUUAUGCACUCAGAUAAGAGGGAUUAGUAGAGUGGCUGCAUGCUUAUGUAUUUAUUUUUUUCAAAUAUAAUGGUAGAUGUUUAUGUUGUCUUUA